Messenger RNA from Daldinia loculata, 1727 nucleotides. RefSeq lists its product as uncharacterized. The coding region runs from base 280 to 1545 and encodes 421 amino acids. The transcript is spliced from 4 exons. The record is from RefSeq and is a predicted model, not a curated record. NCBI's taxonomy places the organism in Eukaryota, Fungi, Ascomycota, Sordariomycetes, Xylariales, Hypoxylaceae.
GAUAGGUCAAUUACGGAAUACAUUACAUCCUAUAUACAUCGCAUAUACUUCAUCCAAACACGAAUCGCAACGGUUGGGGUUUACCGACUCGGGAAUUGUUCCCAUGUCGUUGAGACCUUCCGGGAACAUUUUUAUAUAUUAAACUUCAAAGUCUCCGAUUUUUUUCUUAUUCGUCAUUCCUCUUCAUUCUAACCUUCAACCCGGGUACCUGACCUCCCGUCUUAUUAUCUUAUCUCCCCCCCUACCCGACACGCUGGCCUUCCCUCAGCAUCACCAAAGAUGGCACUUUUCGUAGACCUCGACGAGGAGGCCGAGCCGCCGCAGACACAAUAUUACGGCUUAAAGCCCGAGUGGAAUAGCGAGCGCGUCAAGCAGCAGCUGCCAAAUGGGCUGAACGGGCUACACGGAGGAGAGAGCCAAGAGACUACGAUAGAUCGAGAACCAGAGAACCUCAACGAGCAUAAUGGGAUGGCGGAGGCUCUCGGAUGUUAUCCUAUCGUUAUGGCGAUUGCGUCGUCUAUCGACCUGAACACGCUCGAUAACCUGUCUCGUACCUGUCGCCAGGUCCACCAGGCCCUUCUGCAGUAUCGAAGCACCCUUCUUGCGCAUACCCUCCAUUGCGUUAACGAGGAUAUACCCGUCGACCCCGAAGACACCUUUCGUUACCGUGCCCGAGCAGGGAAUUGGUAUUAUAUGGAAGACGGUCGGACCGGGGACUAUAAUGGUAAAAGCGGGAAUUGCGCGAGAGAUAUGGUAGCCGAAUGCAGGCGAUGCGCAACGGCUGUAUGCCGGAACUGCGCCAUCAAGCCGCCGGCUCCCGUUGUGCUUCGCGACAGGCAUCGCAGACUGUGCUUCCCAUGCAGCAAGGCUCCGCUAGGAAGCCUUGUCAAACCGUCAUUGUCACCAGACACUCUCGUAGACGCGGAGGAAAUGCAGCAGGCAAUCUGCACCUGUGACACAAAGGGAGUUUGGCUCUGCCAACCUUGCGGGAGGAGUAUUCGCGGAGCAGACCACGACUAUAAGGCUAUCUGGAAAUGGCGUAACCAAUACGGCGAGGUGCUCGGGGGUCUCGGUACCGGUAUCGGCGAAGGUGACCGGGGGGUGAUUUGCGGCCGAGAGGCGGCGUGUUGCGGCUCCAAGGAGCGGGAACAGGAAACCGACUGCGACGCUGCGGAUGCCCGGGAGCAGGAUGAGAAUAACGGCACCCUGUCGCCCUGGACUAUGCCGUCGCCGGCAUCUUCUAUCUCCGGCUCGCCGCCGUCCGAACGCCGGACGCCGAGCCCGCAGCUAAGGCCCGGAUACGCCCGUCACGAAAUUGAGGGCAUCGGCGGCGUAGUCAAGACGAAGCUCGUGCGGAUCGUGCGCGUUGGCGCCUGCGUCCCCGAGUGGGAAGAUGAAAAGAACAAGGGUGAGAUCCUGGGUCGAGAGGUCUCAGGACGCAGUCGUAGUUGGUGCGGCUGGUGCUGGAGAGUGAUUCCAGGGAAGAAGGACUGGGAGGUUGCGAAGGCUCACAGCACAAACGCCAGUACAAACGGGAAGCAAUAAAGCUCUUCCCCCACAAACGCUAGGUAAUUAGUAAAUACGGUGGUGAGCUACCUGUAUACUUAGAUCAUACUACAUCUUGCAGAUUCUGGGGUUAAAUGAGCUAUGUAAAUCGGAAAUAUAAAAAGGGUUCCUUAGGCGUAAAUAGCGAAUAGAAAAAAUAUGAACGGAAUAAUUGGGGCUUA